UCUCCUCUCCUCUCCUCACCCCAGCCAGCCAGAGCCUGCUCCCUGCUCCGGCUCCAGCCGGACUCCACCUUUGCACGCCGAAGCAAAUUUUUGCUGAGGCCAAAAGCGGCUUUAUUCAAAGUUUAAAUGUCAGAUUUACUCGUAUUACACAAGCUUGAGGAAAGUGACUGAGUAUGAGUGCCUAAAAAAGAACACCUGAGGGCUGUCGUCGACUGCAGUAAACAAGCAGAAGACAAGCAACGAAAUAAAACUAAACUAUCCGGGCCUUGAGGGCACCUCGCAAAACUGAUUUAACUUCGCGUCUUUUUUUGAUUUUGGAAUCAACUCCGAAAUGUCGCGAAGUGCAGAGGAGCAGCAGAUCUUAGAUCAGCGGAUCCAGGCUAUGAAGCAGAAAAAUGAAGAGCUUCGGAGAAGACAUUUGGAAGUAGAGGCAGACAAGCAGUCGGCUGCCAAACAAAACGCGCUUGUUAAAAUGAAUGUUCCUCUUGAUGAUGACUGGGUUCCUGGGAGACACGAUGACAAUCCUCGCCAUGAUCGUCAGCAAAAUGAGGGCCCCUCUCCACCACAUGAAAGAGGAGAUGAUAACGGUCAGAGAUAUGAACAGCGUAGACACAGAAAUGAUGGACAAAGGGAUGAAAGGUAUAGUCACAAUCAAAGGCAUUUUCAAAAUUCCAACAUGAGGAGAUCUGAUCAGCAAGGAUCCCGUCAGAGACCGGACGAUGAUAGAUUUUAUGGUAAUGAAAAUAGGCGCUCUGGAGAGUACGGGGGACGGUCCAAUGAUGGCUCUAGCAGUCGAUCUAAAGAAUGGGUGCAACAUGGCCAUAGAGGUGAAGGAGGCCAACAAUCAUCCUUUCCUUCCAAGGUUUUCAAGAACAGCUCCAUAGAAUCUGAUCGCUCGAAGCGACCUGCAUACAGAUUGGCGGAAGGUGAUGGUCCUCCUCCAGACCCUUCAUACUCUUUUCUGGGGGAUUCAAUGAGGGAUUCCCGAGAGACAGGAGAGAGAAGGGGACAACCCAACAGACGGGGUUUCCAGAGAGGUCGUGGACGUGGUGGACAAACAUGGAAUAACCGCAACUAUAAUGACUUCAGGAAAGAUGGAUUUGAUGAUCGCAAAGAUGGGCCUCCCACAAAUUUUGAUGGUAACAGGCGGCAAUCGGACGAUGCUUGGCGCCGGGAAAGGAGUUUAAUUGAUCAAGAAAGAAUUAAUCGCCAGAAAACUUCUGACGGAAACUGGAGUAGAGAGUGGGACAACCACAAAGUCUUACAGGAUGGUGAUGAUCGACCUAAUAGGUGGAGAAGAGGUAAUCAAACCCAAAAUUAUGAUCGAGGUCAGCCCCGUAGAGGUUUUCAGGAAGAAUAUGGAAAUGGUCCUAAACAAAGCUACUCUCCAAGAAACAAUACCCAUGGAAAUAUUACGGGACAUGAUUCUGCUGGCAAAGAUGAACAUGAUGAGUCCUCUAGGAACAAAUUUAUUCGCAGAGGUCGCUUCUCCAAUCAGACCCGAUACAAAGACAACACAAGGCAUGACAAUGGAUCAGGUGAAAAACCCUCCUCCAAUAUAACUGUGGAAACUCCUAAAGAAGCAGAGGAUGCUGUUCUCAUUGAGAGUCAUGUUAAAUCGGUGGAAAAACUACAAGUUUCUGUUGUUGUUGAUCCCAUGGGGUCGCAGAAGCGGUGUGUUGAGGAAGUUGGCGGGAAUCUUCUUCUUACAAUGAGUCAAGAUGCUGCAAUUCCUGAUUUUAGCAAAAACAAUGAACUGAAACGUUCUCGAAAGAGUCCAAGAAAAGCUAGAAGAAAUAGAGUUCUCUCAACAACAAGCACAGGGACCACCACAGGCACUGCAGAAGAAGAUGGAUCUUGGGAAGAUUUGUCUUCUGAUGAAGGGAAUGUUUCAAUUCUAACAGACCUCCAAAGAGCCCCUGACCAUGAUCUGGGAUUAUCCAAGUCUAUUGAUGUCUCUUCAGGGCCAGAGUCAUUGGACCCUAUUCCAGCUCCAGGAAAGGAAGAUGAAUUCCUUUGGGAUGAUUUUCACCCUGCAGGGUUCCAGGACAAUGCUACUUUGGACUUAGAUGCUGAGGCUGCAUAUCAAGCUCUGUUAAAUGAACAAGCAAAACAAGAAGUCAAUGAAGAUGGGUCUUCCCACUCCCAUAAAGUUUCUUUUAGAUUGGAUACUUCAUGCCUUGAAGAUAGUGGUGAUGAAUUAGAUGGGGCUAAAUUAGAUCCUCUCCUUGUCACCACCCAAAUCGUUCAAGCUGAAGUUGACUGCAUGUCCCUCACUUCCAUUCCUACGGACACUUCUUUACCAGAGGACCUUUCCCAGCUUGUAAGAAGUAAAGGUGUGAAAGAUGAGAAGAUUACUGAGGAGGAUACAAGCAAUGUGGCUGGUUCUGGAAUUCAUGAGAAGACUGUUUCAGCAGAGGAACUUUCAGGCCCUGUCUCAAUUUUAGAUAUUCCACCCAGUUGUGUACAAGAAUUAGAGCAAGAUGGUCCCAGGGACACUCCUAUCAAAAGAGAAGACGGUGAACUGUCCAAUAUUGAAUCAAGCAGUCACAUUAUGAAAGAAGAAGCUGAGAAUGCCAACAUUCAGUUGAUUAAAGAAACUGAGUGUGCCCCUAAACUGGAAUUGGGUACACCAAUUUCUCAAAAAACAAAUGAUAUCAUAUGUCUCAAAGAAGAGGAGAAUGAUGACAAAUGUAACAAAUUAUCAGCUGAUCUUUCACAAAAUGACCAAACUAAUAAAACUGAUGGCAAUGGAAAAGUGGAAGAUAUUAAAACUAAUGCUUCCUCCCUCAUAUCUCAUGAAAGUGAUCCUAAGUCUAAAGUGUUAACACCAACCGCGAAGGAGAGCAUUGUUGAAGACGAAGUUGUUGACGAGAAAGGCAAUGGAAGCAAUAUUUCCUCACCACAAACUCAAGAAAAUGAAUCUGAGAUCAAAAAGUUAUCUCCCACAGUUAGAGAGAGUUCUGCUGAUCAUGAAGUUAUUGGUGAGGAAGGCAAUAAAAUCAAUGUCUCUUCACUGAAAACCCAGAAAAGUGAGUCUAUGGACAAAGAACUAAUGCAAAAAGUAGAGGAUGCUGAUCAAACCAUUGCAUGUGCUUCAUCAGAGAAAACUAUUGAAACUGAAAGUACAGGACCUGAAAAAUGUACAGAAAGUGUGCCGGAAAAUAUUGAGUCUCUAAAUGAGAACAAAGAGAUAAUGUGAGAGUAGGUAUUAUCUGUAAUUAAUUACCUAACAGAGCUGACUUUAAAUUUAGGAAAAGAAUUUCCUAUAGAUAGAUAUUGUUGAGAUUACCUUUUAAAAAUGUUUGACUUGCUUUUGGAGGAGUUGACUCCUUUCAUAACCAUAAAUUUAUGAAUGUAUUAUAAUUUGUACAUUUCUGAGCUGAACAAGUCCUCUCUUGUUCUCUUCCCCUCUUUCUUCUUUUUUUUUUUUUCUUUUUUUGAA
Molecule: messenger RNA, 3445 nt
Organism: Frankliniella occidentalis (western flower thrips)
Lineage: Eukaryota; Metazoa; Arthropoda; Insecta; Thysanoptera; Thripidae
Exons: 8
Coding region: 332-3202 (956 amino acids)
Source: RefSeq, a predicted model, not a curated record